AGAAGUCUCGAGUAUGUUGGAACCAAAAGUCCCUAUUAUAUGGAGCAUAUGUAUAGUGUGCAAGUCAAGUGUGAAUAACAGAAAUCGUUGUUGAAACAACUGAGCAGCUUGUUAAAUUCCUUCUUUGAUUUCUAGUCUUUCCUCUUGCAAAAACAGAAGAAAAAGAUGCUAGUGGAUCCCGAUAACCCUCCAGCGUUUUACAAGCUUUUACUAUCUAGAGAAGCCUUCAUGAAUAAGAUACUAAUGCCGUCUGAUUUUGUGAAAAAACACAAGAAGAUGUUGACCAAGGCUUGCUUACUGAAAACGGAUGUAGCUGGGAUGUCAUGGGAAGCAAAGAUAGUGAGAGAAAAGCCCAAUUACUUCAUAUGUGAAGGAGACUGGCCACGGUUUGUGGUACAUCACCAAUUGAAACAUGGUGAUGUUUUGCUCUUUUUUCUCGUUGAGAAAUCAACGUUUCGUGUCCAACCCUACACACCUAAAUGUUGUAGAAGCAUUCGUGAGAGGCAACUUCUUUAUGAGGAACUCAGCAGUAGUUGCUCGGAAGAGGAGAUUGGACCUUCAAGAAGAUCAAAGAGAGCUAAAAGUGUGGAUCCACUAAUAGUGCUGGAUUCUGAGGAAGAAACCGUUGACACGUCAUCCAGUGAUGACGAGUCCAAACAUGAAGAUGAUCCUUCAUAUGCACAUCCUGCAAUUUAUUCCAAGAAACCUAAGCGGGAGAAGGCGUCAUCAGGUGGUUCAGAUGAGGAGGAAGAAGCUGAGAGUGGAAGUGAAGAAGAAAUUGGUCCAAAGAAGAUCAAAUUCAGUGUGAUAAACUUAAACAACAAAGAUCCAUACUAUGAAAUAGUUGUUAAAAAGUCACACUCAACUUUCAUGACUAUCCCGAUGAGGUUCGCCAAAUGGGCAGGCAUAAUUGGCAUGAAGAAAUUGAGACUGGUUAACGAAGAAGGCAACGAAUGGGGAGUGGAAAUAGUGCAUAUUGGGGCAAGGUUUCACAUAAGAAAAGGAUGGGCUGAAUUUCGAACGCAUAACAAGAUAGCCAGUGGUGAGACCUGUCGAUUCAAGUUGAUUCAGGGCCGUGGUGCUAAUGUUUUGCAGGUUCAAAAGGUACCAAAACCCCAUUCCUUGUAAUACUAUUAGGGAGUUCUUAUUGGAUUUGGGAUAUGUAUUUAUUUCAAAAACUUUAAGUUUGAUAUUAUUAGCAAGACCAGCUCGCUAAUAUACGAGAUCUGAGAAAAACACAAAAAAUAACUGAAAAUAUCAUUUGUUCUAUUAUUAUAAGUGAACAAGAGAUCUCAUUUCCUCAGGAUAUAUAUAGUAAUAUAGUACUUUUGUUCAUUAAUUUUGUAGUUCCUCAUGUAUUUGCUCUAAAAGCUUUUGAGGUAGGUAAUCAGGGGAAUCCGUGACUUUUUUAGUCUAAAAAAAAAAACUAACACAAAAAAAAAAAAAAAAAUUACAUAAGUAGGUUUCGAUAGGACCAAAGUGUAACUUUACACUUAAGUCCUUUCGUGCAUAGAAUCUGUGCGUAAUAGGCCUCCAUAAAAAUCCUAAAACACUUAGCCAAUUUUCAGCAAACUCUUCUCCUUCAUUUUCUUCUAUUUUCACCCCUUCAACACACCUUUGCACCCCCAAAAGCAUGUCUCAAAGUUCCCAAACCUCAAAUUUUGUUAUAGAACCCGAUAUUUGUGAAUGCGGUUAUUAUUGUAAGCUAAAAUUAUCAAGGACCCCAGAUAAUCCGAGUCGUCAUUUUUGGCGUUGUAAAGUGCCUAAAGAUUAUUUGUGUUAUCUAGUUGUUGUUUAUUAUUUCUAUGUAUUUUGUUUAUUAAGUUUAAUAUUCCUAUGUAUUUUGUUUUUACUAGUUGUACCCUUUCAUCUAUAAUGUAAUCUGCACCCUUUAUGUACUAAUUUAUUUUAGUUUUUUCUUUAAAUUAUCAAUUGUUGAACUUUUUAUGUAUUAUUAACUCUAUAAAUUAAUAAUAGACUUAAACAAUCAAAGCAAAUUUAAAAUUUACUAUUUUUUUUUUCUUAUUGAUG
Messenger RNA from Lycium barbarum (goji berry), 2031 nucleotides. RefSeq names its product B3 domain-containing protein LOC_Os12g40080-like. Gene Ontology annotation, molecular function: DNA binding. The record is from RefSeq and is a predicted model, not a curated record. Bases 166 to 1128 code for a protein of 320 amino acids. The transcript has 4 exons. NCBI's taxonomy places the organism in Eukaryota, Viridiplantae, Streptophyta, Magnoliopsida, Solanales, Solanaceae.